Messenger RNA from Lotus japonicus, 2035 nucleotides. Its product is annotated as glucan endo-1,3-beta-glucosidase 13-like. The coding region runs from base 228 to 1757 and encodes 509 amino acids. Lineage: Eukaryota; Viridiplantae; Streptophyta; Magnoliopsida; Fabales; Fabaceae. The transcript is spliced from 4 exons. Gene Ontology annotation, cellular component: plasma membrane. Gene Ontology annotation, molecular function: hydrolase activity, hydrolyzing O-glycosyl compounds. The record is from RefSeq and is a predicted model, not a curated record. Gene Ontology annotation, biological process: carbohydrate metabolic process.
UUUAUGCUGACAACGGUCUGAAGACACUCUUCACUGUGUUGAGUUACCCUGCUCUAUUCCACUUCUGCAUUGGGGUCACAGUCAAUGCCUGCAAAGUGCAGACAAAACAAGAAACUGCAACUAAUAAUAUUAAUAACAAAUACAUCCUGUCCACUCCAAUCAACAGAGACUCAAAAAGUAGCUUCACCCUCUCUGAGCACCAUUGAACCAUUCCAAGGAACAAAGCAAUGGCAAGAGAGUUUAGCUUCAUCUUUGCUGCAUCACUUCUGCUUAUGAUUCUGGAUUGUUGCAAUGGUAGUUUUGUUGGAAUUUGCUAUGGAAGGAAUGCUGAUAACCUUCCUACACCUGAUAAGGCGGUCCAACUGAUUCAACUUCAGAAAAUAAAAUAUGUUAGGAUCUAUGAUUCUAACAUACAGGUUCUGAAGGCUUUUGCAAACACUGGAGUUGAGCUCAUGAUUGGGAUUCCAAAUCUAGAUUUGCUUCCGUUUGCCCAGUUCCAAUCAAAUGCAGACACUUGGCUGAGAAACAGCGUCCUCCCUUACUACCCAGCCACUAAGAUCACAUACAUAACUGUUGGUGCAGAAGUCACAGAAAGCACCAGCAACAUUUCAGCAUUGGUAGUGCCUGCUAUGAACAAUGUCCUUGCAGCCCUCAAGAAAGCUGGACUUCAUAAAAAGAUUAAAAUUUCCACCACCCAUUCCCUUGGGGUUCUGUCUCGAUCGUUCCCGCCUUCUGCCGGUGCUUUCAGUGGCAAACAUGCUCACUUCCUGAAGCCAUUGCUAGAAUUUCUUGCUGAGAACCAGUCACCUUUUAUGGUUGAUAUAUAUCCUUACUAUGCUUACCGAGACUCUUCGAACAAAGUGUCCUUGGACUAUGCCCUUUUUGAAUCUUCCUCUGAAGUUGUUGAUCCAAACACUGGUUUGCUGUAUAUGAACAUGUUUGAUGCCCAGAUUGAUGCUAUUUAUUUUGCACUGGUGAGUCUGAAUUUCAGGACAAUUAAGGUCAUGGUCACUGAAACUGGUUGGCCUUCAAAAGGAUCGCCGAAGGAGACAGCUGCUACUCCUGAUAAUGCACAAACAUACAACACUAAUCUGAUACGGCAUACUAUUAACGACACCGGCACGCCUGCGAGGCCCGGAGAAGAGUUGGAUGUCUACAUUUUCUCAUUGUUCAACGAAAAUAGGAAGCCUGGUUUGGAAUCUGAGAGGAACUGGGGAUUAUUCAAUCCAGAUCAGACAAGUGUGUAUAGCCUAGAUUUCAGCGGAAAAGCUGAUGUUGAUGUGAAUGUGACUACAGAUGGAAAUGUAACCGGAUCAAAUGGAACAACAUGGUGCAUCGCUUCGAGUAACGCCUCACAGAUUGACUUGCAGAAUGCCGUAGAUUGGGCUUGUGGUGCUGGCAAUGUGGACUGUACUGCUAUCCAGCCUAGCCAGCCUUGUUUUGAGCCAGAUAACCUUGUCUCACAUGCAUCAUACGCUUUUAAUACCUAUUAUCAGCAAAAUGGGGCUUCAGAUGUGGCUUGUGGUUUUGGAGGGACUGGUGAAAUAGUCGAUAAGGAUCCGACCUAUGACAACUGCAUCUACAUGAGAACUGGAAAUAACAAAACCAUGGCUAGUAAUACAACAGCGAUAUCUUCACUUCCACCCUCCUCGCUUCCAUCCUCCUCAUCCCAGGAAAAAGUUCACACAUCGAUCUCUCAUGUUCUUGUUUUAACCUUUCUCCUAUUGUUGAUUCUGGAACGAGCCAGACAUGCUUGAUUGAUGACUAAAAGAAAAAAGGCUAGCUUUUUAUUGUAGAAAACGUAGUAUGAUUGAUGAUUUUACCAUGUAUCAUGUGUGUAUGCUGCUUUUGGCUUGAUGGGGGGAGUAGUGAUUUGAGAAUUGAGAUGCUUUGUGACUAUGCAUCAGCAAAAUGCAAAAUUGUAUGAAAAAAUUUAACUGCUGUAGAGAUUGAUUGGAACAAUAUUGCCCCCAGUUUUGUAAUCGAGUGACAGGCCAAAACAGCUAGUCUAGAUAACCGACUUUUCUGUGAUUUA